This is a messenger RNA of Drosophila sechellia, 2494 nucleotides long. RefSeq names its product myosin heavy chain, embryonic smooth muscle isoform. Gene Ontology annotation, biological process: intraciliary transport. The coding region runs from base 470 to 2284 and encodes 604 amino acids. The transcript has 5 exons. Gene Ontology annotation, cellular component: axoneme. Lineage: Eukaryota; Metazoa; Arthropoda; Insecta; Diptera; Drosophilidae. The record is from RefSeq and is a predicted model, not a curated record.
AAAAAAAGUUUAAAAAAGGAAACCUUUAAGGUUUCAUUUUGAUUUAAUGAGGAACAAAUUGCUAUAAUGUUAAAUAAAUAUACAAAAGUACAACUAAAUUUAAAAUAGUAUAAGAAAUCAUUUCUAGUUUGAAAGCAGAAUCGUUUGAAAAUGAAUACCAGUUGUCUCGAUUCCCCAAUUCGAUAGACAAGCAAUCGGAGGCGUCAUGGCAACCAGUUCCUAGGAGCCCCGAUUCCGGAUUCAGCCCCAACAACGCAGCAGUCGGCGGAGCAAACAAUAAACAAUAGACAUCAAACAUCCAGUCGUAACCACAGUAGCAGGCACUUGGUUUUCAGUUACAUUUCGACUUCACCUCGCGCCGGCUCUCCAUCUAUUUCUAUACACUAGACAUCCGAAUUGGCCUCUGAAAAUUAUUAGCUUUCUCGAGCUAACCCAGUGACAAUCCUCCGGAGCAGCGGCAGGGUCUUAGAUGGUAUCGCCGCGCAAGCUGGCAUCGUCCUACGGCCCAAGAGCAUCCCAAUCGGAAGCGAACAAUCUGAUGGCAGCGUCGGCAAAGAGCUGUGAGAGCCUAUUCUCGGCCAGCUCCCGGGAGUCGGCCAGCCUGAUCUACCAGCGCAGCAAGGCGCCACCGCAACAACGUGGCGGCGUUAAGGGUUCCGGCAGUAUGAGCUCCCAGAACCACAGCGAGAUCCAUCAGCGCGUCAUGUCCGCGAGGAACCUUCGCGCCAAGACCUUCCAGAACCAACUGGCCGAUGCCCAGGCGGAGAUUGCCAAUCUGGCGCACGAGAAUCGCAUGCUGCGCACGCUCCACAAUCGCCAGUCAUCGGCGCUCAAUAAGUACGAGGCCAACAACGCCGAGCUGCCCAAGUUGCUCCGCUCCCAUGCCGAGGAGCUGCGCGUGUGGCAGACCAAGUACCGCACUCUCCAGGCUGCGAACAAGGCUCUGGAGCUAAAGCUCAAGCAGAAGGAGGAAAUCAUCCUGUCGCUGAGCGAUCAGAACAAGCACUACAGCCAGCUCAACAAGGAUAAGAAUCUCGACGAGCGCCAAAAGCUUCAGGAGAAGCUGAAAUCCCUGGAGCAGCGUUUGGAGGAGAAGGACAACGACAUGAAGCUGAUGGCCCGCAAGGUGCAGCUGGAGUCGAAGAACAUCCGCCAGCAACUGCUCAACGAGCAAAGGAAGGGCAAGGAGGUGAUGCUGAAGCUGGAGAAGGCCAAGCUGGAGAUCAGUGGAUACCGCAAGCUGGAGGAGUACACUCUCGGCACCGACAAGGUGAAUCCCCUGUCCUCCGGACGACGAACCAAACUCAGUGGCGUCACCGAUGAGCCGGACAAGAUCGACAAGUUGGAGAAGUCAAUGGAGAUGCUGGACAAGGCCAUCGAGAAGAACAACCAAAGCGAAUUCACGGCUUUGACGGAUGUGAUGGAGUCGGAAUCGUUCUACGACUUCGACAAAGACAGUGCCGAGGACAAGAGUGGACCAAACACUCCACCUAGUCAAAUCGAACGACAGGUGGGCGGGCGGGGCGGCAAGCUUGUCCUGCCGCCCGCCACGAACCACGCUAAGAUGGGACAGAAAGCCAAUCGGUCCACUUUGAGCCAAGUCCUCUCGGCCCAGGCAAAGAUUUCGGUAUCUUCUGGAAAAUCUGCUAAAUCACGCAUUGCCGUUGCUGUGCCCAAAAUGGAAAGUGUCCAGGUUAUCAAGCGUCGCGAACCGGAGACCAUGUCCAGACUGGUUUCCGCCGAAGCCAAGCCCAAGCAGAAGUCUCUGGAGUACGAGUACGAGGACGACUAUGAGCCGGCUGGAGAUGAUGGUGAUGAUGACGCCUACGGCCUGAUGAGCAAGAUGUGCGAGGGGGAAGAGGAACCACAGGACAACAGCGAAGAGAAUGCCAACGACAGCAGUCUAUUGAAAUACUCGGCCUACAUGGAUAACAAGAGUAGCGAGGGCGAUCCCCUGGAGGAAUCAAUGGAGGAGUACGACGGAACUGAUGGUCAACAAUCGCAGGGCAGCGACGAUGAGGACCAUAGUGUACGUGCUCCGCGUCUGAAGGAGAACAUGUCCAGCCUACGCAAGCAGAUCUCGGAUGACUUCAAGGACCGCGAGAGUUUCCUGAAGACGUUCUGCCGCCAGGCCAGCAACAGCCAUAUGCGCGACGAUCCCGCGCCGAAGAAGAGGAGCAGCAUCGCGACCGGAGCGGCCAGUAGUAGCCACAUGACCGGCAGUCGCAAGCAUGCCCUCUUGGCCGCUCUAAAGACGAUCGACGACAACAAGAGCCAGGACUAGAGUGCACUGCAUCAGUUCCACCCAUGUCCAGUUCAAGUUAGUCCUUAAGCGGUGUUGAGUUAUAUAUAUAUUUUUCAAGCUGAGGCCCGUGUGUCCGGCGCAGCUGGAGCAGUUGCAUCAGUGGCUAGGCGAAGAUGAAUCGAAUCCAGCCCUUGAUGCAGUUGCUCCAGCGCCGGUCGCAUGGUCGUUGAUUAAAUUUUAAUAUAAACA